ACCAUUAAUGUGUACAGUACUCCAAAAGUUGUCUAUCAUUUAGUUGAAAAGAUGAAUUCAAUUGAGAUGAAGAUUAGAGGAGAGCUCGAAAGGGAUGUUGAAAGGGAUUUAGAGGAUGAAAUUAAAGAAGGAAUUUGCCAAUUAGCACUAAGAUUACAUAGGCUUUACAAACACCAAGAGGAAAGGAACACAAAGAAAUCAAUUGACGAUCAUGGUACAAGAGAUAAUACGCGAGGUACAAACACUAAAGCACUCUCUGAAGUGAACAUAAAUAUAAAGAUGGAAGGAGGGACAAAGAUUGAAAUAAAAGAAACCAAGAAAGAAGCACGUCGUCCGAUUUCUAAUAAGGCGUUGAAUAACAUGCAGAAAAUGGUUAGUACUCGUCCACCAAAAUUUGACUGGACACAGAGUUUAAGGUCUGGACAGACUCACAUCACUGGUUAUGAUAAGAUCGAUACUUCCAGAAAGCAGGUUAUAAAUAAGAAUGGUCAACAAAAUGUUAAAUUCAUCGAAAGUGCGGGGAAAAAAUCUACUAGAGGUUUGAAGUAGAGGGAAGGGAAUUUAAAAUUUGGAAGUCAAUAACACAAUGUUUUAAGUUUUAUUGUUGUUUGGUUUUUUUCUUUGACCCAACUUUGGGAUUUUAUUCUUGUUUGAUUUAGUAGGGUUACUAUAAUGCUGUGUGAUAUAAUAAACCUCAAGGAAUGGCAUUGACGAUGAUA
Molecule: messenger RNA, 719 nt
Organism: Solanum tuberosum (potato)
Lineage: Eukaryota; Viridiplantae; Streptophyta; Magnoliopsida; Solanales; Solanaceae
Exons: 2
Coding region: 52-549 (165 amino acids)
Source: RefSeq, a predicted model, not a curated record